Messenger RNA from Peronospora matthiolae, 759 nucleotides. Lineage: Eukaryota; Oomycota; Peronosporomycetes; Peronosporales; Peronosporaceae. The record is from the annotation of a GenBank genome assembly.
AUGAGCUGCUGCCCCGUAACCGCUGAGCCUGCGCGUAACCCUGCUGACCAUUCUGGCGUGAUGAAGAAGACCGGCAACACCAACAUCUAUGUGACAGGCCCUUCAUCCGCUACCGCCGGUAUCAUUGUGUACCCCGAUAUCUACGGACUCGACAGUGGUCGUACCAAGAGCGACGCCGAUACAAUGGGCAAGCUUGGCUACGCUGUCGUGGUCAUUGACCUCGUGGACGGUGAUUACGUUGAGAACAUGGACGGCAUCGAGCACUGGUUCAAGAAGUACACGUUCGCCGAGCAUCUUAGUCCACGCAUUCAGGACGCUGUCAAGUACCUCAAGACCGAAGCGGGUAUCGAGCGUCUUGCUAGCUACGGAAUGUGCUGGGGAUCGUGGGUAGGUGCCACACAGACGGCGCAGACCGACCCUGUCGUGCGGGGCCACGUGUCGUUCCACCCUGCGUGGGCUGUUGAGAACAUACUCAAAGGUGAUGAUGCGGCGGUCGAGACGCUGGCCAAGAGUGUCAAAGUGCCGCAGCUGCUCCUAGUUGCUGGCGACGAUCCAGAAUUUCUUAAACCUGGCGGCCGCAUCCACGACAUUUUCAAGUCACGCACGGACAUUGGCUCGCAAUCUGAAGUGGUGCUCUUUGCCAACGAGAAGCACGGGUGGGUCCACCGUGGAGACCUCGAGAACGUGGCGACAAAGACAGCGGUGAUGACGGCGUGGCACAGCGCAGUCAAGUUUAUCCAGACCAUUUGUCCACUUUAG